CUAGGGAGUAGUGACCUCUGUACAUCGCUGUUGUGAGUGCCUCUGUGACAAGCUGAGCCUGCUGCAGUACCAGAGUACCUCGAGUAUUAUUGCCUGUAAGGAGCUGCUAAGAAACUGGCCAAGAUUGCGGAGAACCAUGCGAUCCCACGAGCCUCGCGAUCGCCGACCGUAUGUACUCAGCUUCUGCGUUGUUCAUGAUGCUCCUGGCUGCUGCACGCCAAUAAUAAAAAUACUUCGGUCACUUGCUGUCGUAUUCAACGUGCAAACGCUGGAACGGGCGGAAAACAACGCAGUGUCGUUGAGGUGGCGUCGUGGCGACGAUGCAACUGUGUGCGGCGAGGAUUCCAUCUUUGCUCAAGCUUGCUUCCGGCUGUCCGAGGAGUAUAGCUCAAAGCGGCCUGGCUUGCCCAGUCUGCACCUUAGACGGAGGAGGAGGAGGAGGAGAACACGGCUGUGGCAGUAGUCUUGCAAUAGCCUUGGCAGCAAGGUCAGACACUGGUUGUCACUCUGGAGUCUCUUGUCAUCAAGUGAACUAGGAGAUAGCCCUCCAGACUUUACAGUAGAGUUUGCAUCCUGGCCAUGAAGCUCUUUGCCCCUAUGCGAGAACCACCUGACUUCCCUGCAGAGCCAUUGAGAAUUAUGUACAGCUCUUGGUGGCCACGGCUCUGAACACCUUUCGG
This is a messenger RNA of Sphaerulina musiva SO2202, 680 nucleotides long. RefSeq lists its product as uncharacterized. Bases 137 to 463 code for a protein of 108 amino acids. The transcript has a single exon. Lineage: Eukaryota; Fungi; Ascomycota; Dothideomycetes; Mycosphaerellales; Mycosphaerellaceae. The record is from RefSeq and is a predicted model, not a curated record.